Molecule: messenger RNA, 8909 nt
Organism: Rhincodon typus (whale shark)
Lineage: Eukaryota; Metazoa; Chordata; Chondrichthyes; Orectolobiformes; Rhincodontidae
Gene: ulk2
Product: unc-51 like autophagy activating kinase 2
Exons: 29
Coding region: 508-3726 (1072 amino acids)
Biological process (GO): axon extension; peptidyl-serine phosphorylation; autophagosome organization
Cellular component (GO): cytoplasm; autophagosome
Molecular function (GO): protein serine/threonine kinase activity; ATP binding
Source: RefSeq, a predicted model, not a curated record
AAAAACAAACUAUUGCACGUUCAAUGUUUUUAUUCCACAUACACACAGACAGGCAGACACACAUUUGCUCUUAUUGCUGCAGACGCCCCUCAGGAUGCAACUGCUGUCUGAGCGGAGUAGGCCUCUCCAGGCCUGAAGUGAAAAAGGGAUAGUGAGACCCAUUUGACUUGUUUCCUUCUGGGAUCCAGAACAACAAGAGCGGGGGUGGGGAACUAUUUCGCAGGCGGCGGAGGAGCGCGGGGCGGAGCGCGCCCAUGUAAACAAACCGGGCGGAGGGAUACGCGAACGGCCGUAUGCGUAGGAAUCAGACCCCAGCGGAGUGGGAUUAUGCUGGGAGAGCUGCUGCUGCUUCAGCUUCUUCAGAGCUGCUGGCGUUCGCUGGGAAAGUCGGUUGUUACUCUCUGAGGGAGGAAGAAACCCUGCCAGCGGCAUCUCCGUCCUCGUCACUCACCACUUUCCUCUCGUCCUCCCUCUCCUCUUAGCCCCUCUUCCGCAGUUUUGCCGGUUAUGGAGGUAGUGGGGGAUUUCGAGUACAACAGGAAAGAUCUCAUAGGACACGGAGCCUUUGCUGUGGUCUUUAAAGGCCGUCACAGGAAGAAAUCAGACUGGGAGGUAGCCGUGAAAUGCAUAAACAAGAAAAAUCUGUCAAAAUCUCAAAUUCUGCUUGGGAAAGAAAUCAAGAUAUUAAAGGAGCUUCAACAUGAGAACAUCGUAGCACUUUAUGAUGUUCAGGAGACUCCAAACUCUGUUCACUUGGUGAUGGAGUAUUGCAAUGGAGGUGACCUGGCAGAUUAUCUGCAAGUUAAAGGGACACUUAGUGAAGACACCAUUAGAGUCUUUCUCCAGCAGAUUGCAGCUGCUAUGCGAAUACUUCACAACAAAGGAAUAAUCCAUCGGGAUCUGAAACCACAGAAUAUUCUACUGUCUUAUGUCAGCCGGAAAAAAUCUCAUAUGAAUGGAAUUCGUGUCAAAAUAGCUGACUUUGGCUUUGCCCGGUAUUUACAGAGUAAUAUGAUGGCUGCCACCCUUUGUGGGUCCCCCAUGUACAUGGCACCUGAAGUCAUUAUGUCGCAACAUUAUGAUGCCAAGGCAGACCUCUGGAGUAUAGGCACAGUAAUUUUUCAGUGUCUUGUAGGAAGGCCUCCUUUCCAGGCUAACAGCCCACAAGAUUUAAGGCUCUUCUAUGAAAAGAACAAGACUUUAGUACCCAACAUCCCAAGCGAAACCUCUAGUCACCUGGGUGGCCUAUUGCUUGGCUUGCUUCAGAGAAACCAGAAAGACCGAAUGGAUUUUGAAACGUUCUUUAACCAUCCUUUCAUGGAUCAAACAUUGUCAGUCAAAAAAUCAUGCCCUGUGCCUGUACCCACGUGCCCUGGUUCUGUUUCUGGUAGUUCUUGCAGCAGCUCUCCGUCUUGUCAUUUUGCCUCUCCUCCUUCGUUACCAGAUAUGCAACGCAUUCAGGAAGAUGCUCUGUCUUCUCCUCCUUUGGGUCCGCCUAAUUAUCUGCAGGUUUCCAAAGAUUCUGCCAGCAGUGGCAGUAAGAACUCUUCAUGUGACACAGAUGACUUCGUUCUCGUUCCGCAUAGUAUCUCCUCAGAUCAGUCAUAUGACAUGCCAUUGGGGACACUUGGCAGACGAGCUUCCAGUGAAUUUCUGAUGUGUGGAGGGCAGUCGCCUUUAACAUCUUCUGGUGGCUCAGCUGCUCUGCAGAGACCUUCCUCAGCCUCAUCCAGGUCAAGCUCUUCUAGCUCAGCCAACAGGCAGUGCCCACCUCCAGUGUCGCCUCGCACUGAGUCAGCUCCGAUUCCAGUCCCUACUCAGAUUCGAAACUACCAGCGGAUUGAGCAGAACCUGCAUGUAACUUCCAGCCAUAACACCAAUCCGUAUGGAUCACCCAGAUCUGGAAUGGUGAAGAGAUCAAACACAAGCCCAGUAGGUUUUGUGAAACCAACAUCUGGGUCACCAGCUGCUGCAGAUGCACCCCAAAAUCCAGGCCGCAGACUCUCCACUGGAUCCUCUAGGCCUUACUCACCUUCACCUCUCGUUGGAACUAUCCCUGAACAGCUUAGCCAUUGCUGUUGUGGUUUGCCUCAGGGACACGAGUCAAGAUCCAGGACACCAUCAGGCUCACCUUCUCCCCAGUCUCACUUAUUGGGUGCCAGACUCCAGAGUGCUCCAACUCUUACUGACAUUUACCAGAGCAAACAGAAACUACGUAAACAGCACUCGGACCCAGUUUGUCCUCCAUCAGCAGGGUAUGGAUGUAGCCAUUCUCCACAGCCUAGCAGACCAGUCAGCCUUGGUACUUCCCCUACAAAACACAUGGGAACGUCUCCACGGAGUUCAGAUUGGCUGCAUAAAACCCCGCUACCCACCAUCAUUGGAUCACCAACAAAGACCACUGCUCCUCUCAAGCUGCCUAAAACUCAAGCAUCUUCCAAUUUGCUUGCCUUGGCUGCGCAGCAAGGAUUAACUGAGAGUCCACCAAUGCAGUCCAAAGCCAUGUUGGAGGCUAGGGAAUUCAGCACCUAUCAUUAUCCACAAGGAAGUGCUAAGUCUGCAGCUUCUGAGGAGAAUAAAACCACCUUUGGCAGAUCUGUAAGUACAGGAAGAUUGUCAGAUCAGGUAGUAAAGACCACAUUUGGAGGGCAGACGUAUCAAGGCAGCACGGAUAGCCUCAAUACGGAACGUCCAAUGGACACAGCUCCAGCAGGUGCUUCUGGUUUGACAAUGGGUUCCCCUGCCAUGGUGAUAGGAGUGAGCCCAAGGACUGUGGUGUUCACUGUAGGUUCACCACCAAGUAGUGUCACCCCUCCCCAUAGCAGUCACAUGGUCACCAGAACAAGGACAAUGUCAGUUGGCUCAAACAGUCCACUUGGAUCUUUGUGUUCCAACAGUGGAAGAAUUUGCAUGGGCUCUCCACCAGGUGCUUACAUGGGCGCCUCACCUCCUGGGGCAGAAGGUCCUUCAAGUUUGAAGUACAUGACAUUCGGUACCUCGCCUCCUAGCUUAGAAGGAUUUAUCACAUUCGAAGCUCCAGAACUGCCAGAAGAGACCUUAAUGGAGAGAGAACAUACAGAUACCUUGCGACACCUGAAUACAAUGCUGACAUUUGCAGAAUGUAUUAUGGAUAUUGCUGUGAUGAAAGGAGGUAGUUUGGACUUGGGGACCUCUGCUGCCUCUCUCUAUCAAAUCCAGGAGAGUGUUGUGGUUGACCAGAUUAGUCGUCUCAGCAAGGAGUGGGGACAAGUGGAACAGCUUGUACUAUACAUGAAAGGAGCACAGCUGUUGGCAUCUUCUUUGCAUCUUGCAAAAGACCAGGUUAAGUCAGGCAAGCUGAACCCAUCUACAGCCGUUAAGCAAGUUGUUAAAAAUCUGAAUGAUCGGUACAAGUGCUGCAUCUCCUUUUGCAAAAAACUUACUGAGAAACUGAAUCGUUUCUUCUCUGAUAAGCAGAGAUUUGUGGAUGAAAUCAACAGUGUUACUGCAGAGAAACUGAUCUACAGCUAUGCUGUGGAAAUGGUACAGUCAGCUGCACUCGAUGAAAUGUUCCAGCAAACAGAGGACAUCACAUACCGGUACCACAAAGCAGCAUUAUUAUUGGAAGGCUUGACAAAGACUCUGCAAGAUCCUGCUGAUAUUGACAACAUCCAGAAAUACAAGACCAGCGUUGAACGCAGACUGUCUGUACUGUGCCAUGGCACAGUGGCUCUUUAUGGAAACUAGCCUUCUGAAAUGGACCACUUGCAGCAGAGCAGGGACCACCACCUUUCCUGGAUCACGCCAGAGUCUUGGAGAUGCCUUUUUCCUUUUUUGUUUAAUGGUUUUUCUUCCCCAACUCACCACCACCACCCCCCCCCCCCCCCCCCCCCCCCCCCCGUAUUGUGGGAAACUGUUCAUACUGAGGCCAUUUCUUUUCACCACCUAUGCCAACCCACGUAGCGAGCAAUGUUUGAUUUUUGUUUUGAAGAGUUACCAAAGAGGAGUUCUUGUUUCAAAAGAAAGGAAAUUUAUGUAUAAAUAUAGAUUAAUACUUCUGGAAAACUCUCUCAACGAUGUAGCAUUUUCUUUCGUUUCAUUUUACCUCAAAGAGGUGAAGUAUGGGGCAGAUUCACUAAUUUUGGCUUAAAAAGCCACCUAUCACUGGAGAGCGUUAAUACAUGCACAGGAGUAAAACUGAAACUUGUCUGUUUUUGUGACAGAACUCAUGGGUACUUGGAAACCUACGUUCAGAAGUAUUUUGCUCCAUCUGAUUAACUUAUGUAUAUACAGUACUGUGCUGUGGCAAAUUGGCAAGUUGUCUUUCUCCAAGUGAAACUUCUAAGGUAAUUUUAAGACACUAAUGAUAUGAUAAAUGAGCCACAUUUUAAGAUUUACCAGGAUCCUUGUACAGCCAGUUAAAGGCAUGAAAUGCCUUAUAUCUUCUGCUACAUUGUAUACAUGUCAACCCAUGGAAACUGAUCAUCAAGGAGGAAUUAAGCACUUUAUGUGGAUAGGAAGUUGACAACCAGACAAAAGGGGAUGGCUGCAGCUCACCUUUAUGACCUUGUAAACCUGACAUCACUUUGGAUGGACACAGAGAGAGAGGAUUUUCUUGUUUUUUUUGUUUUUAUUUUGUAGCUCUUGAGACAGGAGCUAUUGAUACCACAAAGACUUUGCUCCAACAGACAACCACUUCUGAUUGCACUAUUACAAUUCUUUGAACAUCUUUAAUGUUAUGCAGAACUCCUUGUAAAAUGACACAGCUUAAAAGCUGUAUUGAAGAAAUAGGAAGUAGAGAAUACUGUCCCAGUAGGUUAAGCUCCAAUGCAUUCAACAAAAGAAAAUUUCAAAUGCGUUUUGGAGCAAGAAGCACAAAGUGCUUGACACUUUAACUAAAAAGACUGCAAAAAAAAGCGUGUAUUAAUUACAAGACUUUCCUUUUUAUACUUAUUAAAUACUUGAGUAGUCCAUAUAGAGCAACCGUCUGUAUAUAAUGAAACUAGUUUUUUUUCCUCUUUCUGCCAGUGAUCGACUUUUAAACAAUAUUUUUUGGCUGGCUUUGUUGUGCAUGUAUUCAGUGUGACUGUGCCACUGACCUGAUAAUAUUGCUAACAAUGCUGUUUGUUCAGACAGUAUUAUGGAGUUGAUGCAUUUUUCCUGUAGAUUGACAACCUGUCAUGCAGACUAAUGUAACGUUUAGUAUUUUCAGGGGUGGAAAAAACAGAUUAUCAGGACUCCAGGAACCAGAUUACAAAACAGUUUGGACUGUUUUGAAGCCCAGGUUUUACUUCUGGAGGACAAUUUUGUCACUUGUAUGAACUAAAGAAUUCAAAGUUCUUUUCCAGACUUGUGUACAUGUUACAUAUGUGUGCAUCCAUGUAAACAAAGUGAACAAGCACAAUUGUUCCAUUUUUAUAUCAUACGUAAUCAGAUUAAAGGUUCUGGUUUGGCAAUAGGCAUCCAAUAGUCUGGUGAAGGAUUGCAAUUAAACUGACACUAACAAUAGCAGUUGAGUUUGAAAGAGUAUUUAAUUGGAAAUUUUAUUUUUGUAAUUUUAAAAUUAAAUAAAAACAGCAGGUGGUAACUCUAGUAUAAAGGAUGAUGUUUGUGUGGUACAGCUAAUGAGGCACAAUAUGCAUCAUCUCAGGAAAUGAUGCAAUGUCACAUGAUCUUGUUCUCUUGCAGUCUUGUGGCAAGCUGAAGCACCAUACAAUGCUUCUUAAAUAAAGUUAAUGUUUUCCUUACUUCAGCAGACUCUGUAAAUAUUCUUUAGUACAAUGACCCCAAGAAUAUUAAAUGGUGGCAGCAAAUGAAAGAACAAAUGGGAAAGUCUCUGCCAUUACUGGAGAGGUUCUAAUCAAGUAAAAGCAUGGCUGAAUUGGUACCAGAGAUUUACAAGGUGUCUCGCUGCAAAACGGAGCAGUGAGCAGGUCAGUACACGACUAUAUCCAAUGGAUCCAAUGCAUAUAGUGCUGUAAUUACUAAAGGGAUUGACUUAGAAAACAAUUGAGGAAGUAAGCAGAAGAUCCUAUGCCUACUUCAAUCUGCUAAAUUUACUAAGCAUGCCCAGCAACAAAGGAGUAGUAUUAAUGCCUUUAACUUGCAGAGAACUGAGAGUAUAACAACUUAGAAGAAUUAAUGAGGGACAGAAUUGUAUUUCUGAACUUAGAUGAAACGCUGUCCAAUCACUUGGCAGUUAAGGAGUAACUUAACAUCAAAGGCAAUUCAACAGAGCAGGCAAACUAAGGUGGGGAAACAAAAUAGGUAAUUUGGGGUGCCAGAGAACCGUAUCCCAAAAAUAAAUGACUGAGUGAGUGUUAAGUUUAAAAGCAGGGAGGUGGCCUAACAUAUGCUGAAGGCAGGAACAAUGUGCAUUAACUUCCCCAGGUUAACUGUUACUGGUGCGGUAGCAAAAAGCACAGGUGUGGAAAUUGUACCUCCAAAGGGGCAGGAGGCCAUCUGUGCAAGAGGGGUCACUUCCAAGCUGUGUCACAGCAAGAAAUUUGUACAAAAUAAGCCAAAAAAGAAGCCCUUAAAAGAUAGAAAUAGAAGAUAUUUAAUGUGGCAAUGCCUUUCUUUGAUAAUAUGAGGGAACCAAGCAGAAGCUACUAGAGCACUGAUAAUAGAGGGGAAACUAGACAUGUGAUAAAUUAGACUUGGGUGCACCGGUUUUGCUUUUUACAGCUAUUGUACUGUGUUUGGAGAACCAUAGUUCACAAAACUGCAUGGGCCAAGAGGUAUGGAACCUAGGUCAUAGGACAAUUAAAUGUAACUCUUUGUUAUAAAAAGAAAGAAAACACUGAAGCCUUGUAUGUCAACAAUGAGAAGGUGUAGGCCAUUUGGCCCCUUGAGUCUGUGUAAUAAGAUCAUGGCUAAUCUGCUUGUAAUCUUAUUUGUGAUCUAAAACAGAGUCGCUCAUUCUUAGCAGGAAGGCUUGUAUUGACUUGUGCCUGACUUGUAAAGUAGAGGAACUAGAAAUCAAGACAAUGAUGUCUGUAGAAGAGAGCUUAACAAAAAUGGAAGUGUUUAAUUUUCAUGAAGCCAGAUACAAAUAGCAUUUUCUUUGACAAUUAUCCUUUUAUGAAGAAUCUAAGAUGCUCUCGGGAGAUUGCAAGGACUGCAGAUGCUCUCAACCUUCAUUACCCCUUGUGGGAGAUUUUGUUACAGCGGUUUACCCUUCUCCACAUCAGCACCAGAAAUCUUCCAGAGAACAGUGUCAAGCAGUCUAAUAAGACUGGACUCAGUUGUAUGUUAGAUUGAUGAUGUCCUGAUCCAUGGCUGCACUCGGAAUAUGAUAAGCUGCAGCACCUACAGGAAGCAGCACUUACAUACAACAUUUGACAUGUAUUCUCACAUCCAACUAUCAAACUGUUUGAGCAUAUUGUGGAUGCAUCUAGUGACGGAGCUUAUCUACAGAAGAUGAGCAGCAAAGGAGUUUCCAGCUUCUCAAGCUGACAGUGUUCCAGACGUUCAUGGUUAUAGUAAACCUAGUUUCCUUCAACAGCACCUUCCAAACCCAUGACCUGUACCACCUGCGAGGACAAUAGCAGCAGAGACAUGGAAGCACACCACCUAGAAGUUCCACACCAAGCCUCUCACCAUCCUGAUGGAAACUUAUCGCCUUCAGUGUCACUGGGUCAAAAUCCUGGAGCUCCCUGCGUAAAAGCAUUGUGGGUGCACCUACUCCCAUGAACAGUAGUUCAAGGAGGCAGUUCAGCAACACUUCUUUCAAAGCAACUUUCAGAUUGCAAUAAAUGCUGACCCAGCCAGCAGUGUCCACAUCCUGUUACUGAAGCAGAAAUGUUCUUGUCCAAACUAGCUGUCAUCAAUGAACUGUUACAUCAGUUACAAGACAAUACACAAUGCUUGAAGGGUGCAGGGCAAGAUCUUUCGGAAAAAAUUCGAAGAUGAUAUUGAUGUUUUGAGUCAUCAAAACACAGAGUUGCUCACUCUCAUUGAAGAUGUAACUUUGCCAGAAUAGGAAAUGGUACUCUCUCGGAUACGAUGUAGGAUGAGAGAUUAGGACUAAUUGAUAUAUGCUAAUGAAGCAAUACACGACAGGGUGUGGUGAAAUGUCACAUGAUCUUGCUCUGUCUUACAGCCUGCUGUCAAGAUAAAGCCACAAUAAGAUGCUUCUUAAAUAAAUUGAAUACUUUCCUUCCUUCAGGCUCUGUAAACAAUCUUUAGCACAAUAAAAAUAAGAAUAUUAUGGCAACUUAGAAAUACACAUUUUAAAAAAGCCAAUGCUGCAUUGUACUCUUUGGGUUUAGAAUCAGCAGUCAUAUGUAUUUCUUCUUCCCACCUGUAAAAUCUUGCCUUUUCUACAAACUGACCAGGCAGGCAGUUUUAUUUUUAAAACCGUUUUGUUUGCUGCACAGAACACCAGAUUACAAAGUCAUAUUUGUGACCAAACUUGUCUCCAUCCCCAGAUUCUCUGGGCAGUCUUCUGGAGUUGGUAAAUAAAUUUUUCCACCCUUGAGUAUUUUUUGUUUUACCUUUUUUUUUUCGUUAAAUUACUCCGCUGCUUGAAUACUUGAAUAUUGAUCUAAAUUCCUUUAUAACAAUCAUGUUUCAUGUCCCAGAGACAGUUGUAUUCAAUUAUAUUUUCCAUGAGCAAUGAAUUUGGCUCAUUCAUGAGAUCCGUCUAAACUGUUUUAUUUUCCCCUUGCUUUAUGUUUUGAAAGGAUCUAAUGUAUUUUAUUUAUCUGUAAGCAAUUCCAUUAAUUCUGAAGACAGUUUUUAUUUAUAAAAUAUUUGUACUAUUAGGUCUUUAAUACAGUGUUUCUACCUCUCAUUUGUGUAUAACGGCAUGCAUACUCAAUGAAAUCAGGUUGCAGACACAUUUACUUGUUAUGUAGCAGCCUUUUUAAUAUGGCCUGUAAAGAUGUACAUUACGACAACGGAAAUAAAAUUGUCAUGAAAUAUUA